AUGGCUCCUUCCAAGAAGACCGACUCUCGAAAUCCAACGACGUUCUCACAAGCACUUUCCGCAUCCCUAAUAGCAGGAACAUCUACAGACCUCAUCUUCUACCCACUAGAUACGAUAAAGAUCAGGUUACAAGCUAAAGAAGGAUUCUGGAAGAAUGGAGGGUUCAAAGGGGUUUGGAAGGGGGUUGGGAGCGUCGUCGUGGGGAGUGGACCGGGAGCCGCCGCCUUUUUCACGACAUACGAAUACCUAAAAAGGACGUUACCGAGGAACAUAGACGUCCUGGAACAGGCUCCGGCAGCUAAUCAUCUGGUCUCUAGUAUGGGAGCGGAGAUCGUCUCCGUAGUAAUCCGCCUUCCCCUAGAGAUCAUCAAGUCACGCACCCAGACCGCCGCUUAUGGAGCUGAUACGACGCUUAGAAAGAGUCUGAGGAUGGUCUGGCGUAACGAGGGGUUGAAGGGGUUUUGGAGGGGGUACGGGGGGACUUUGGCGAGGGAUAUCCCGUUCACCAUCACGCAGUUUCCCCUGUAUGAAUAUUUCAAGAAGGUCCUUGCCCACCGGUUCCCAAGCGAAAAGGGGGACGGAGAAGCGACGGCCGUGCAUUCGGCGUUGGCGGGAAGUAUAGGAGGUGGGGUGGCGAGUCUUGUCACUCAGCCGGUAGAUGUUGUUCGGACGAGGAUCAUGCUUGAAGCCAAGAAAUCGCAUGCGGACCCACUCCAAUCCCUACAAUCUACCUCUCUCUACCCUCGUAUAGUAGAUCUGUACAAGAAUGAAGGGCUGGCGGCGCUGUUCAAGGGAACAGGACCGAGGACGGGCGCGGUCAUGGUCGCUGGGGGUAUCUACCUGGGUUUGUAUGAUGCGGCCAAGAUGUAUAAUUUUGAAUUGAAACGCUGA
Messenger RNA from Filobasidium floriforme, 891 nucleotides. Its product is annotated as putative S-adenosylmethionine transporter. Gene Ontology annotation, molecular function: S-adenosyl-L-methionine transmembrane transporter activity. Gene Ontology annotation, cellular component: mitochondrial inner membrane. The transcript has 7 exons. Gene Ontology annotation, biological process: transmembrane transport. The record is from RefSeq and is a predicted model, not a curated record. Lineage: Eukaryota; Fungi; Basidiomycota; Tremellomycetes; Filobasidiales; Filobasidiaceae. Bases 1 to 891 code for a protein of 296 amino acids.